Molecule: messenger RNA, 480 nt
Organism: Cutaneotrichosporon oleaginosum
Lineage: Eukaryota; Fungi; Basidiomycota; Tremellomycetes; Trichosporonales; Trichosporonaceae
Source: RefSeq, a predicted model, not a curated record
GUAAUGGGCACUGACUUCCCGCGGAUCAUUGUUAUCCAUGCUGCACCUCCCAAACGUUUGACCUUGUCGAUUCCAUCAGCAAUGUCUUGCUGCAUCGCUAAGCGGUGGCCGCAAGUCAACAUUGUCACAGCCAGGAUUAUCCUCUCACUUCGGCUCAACCGGGUCACAAGUCACCCUCCAUCCAUCUCACGCCUUCCGGCUGCGCCUCCGAGUCUCCUGGCCGCAUGGCUCAUGGCUCAUGGCUCAUGGCUCAUGGCUUCCUGGGGUCGUCGGCCCGGUUCUUUCUCGCUCGCCUCCGCUUGUCCCUUACCAAAAUAUAUCCUACACAUGCUACACAUGUUGCACUGUCGUCACGCCAACAGGCCUUGUGAGCAUAGAUCUGCCUCGUGUGCUCUCCAGUAAAGCUCCAGCCACCCGGGAGGGUUGGAGUAGCGAGGGUUACAAACAAACAGGGGGUAAUGAUAAAUGUAUAUGAGUGAG